Messenger RNA from Oncorhynchus keta (chum salmon), 2199 nucleotides. RefSeq names its product immunoglobulin-like and fibronectin type III domain-containing protein 1. The record is from RefSeq and is a predicted model, not a curated record. Bases 264 to 545 code for a protein of 93 amino acids. Lineage: Eukaryota; Metazoa; Chordata; Actinopteri; Salmoniformes; Salmonidae. The transcript is spliced from 3 exons. Gene Ontology annotation, molecular function: protein binding.
UCUGCCAAGAGGUAGAGGCCUCCCCAUGGCCAGAAGUCACGUGGCUGAAGGAUGAUGUUCCUGUGCUGAAGCGGGUCAGUAUCUCCAACUCUGAAUCGUCAUCUCCGCUACUGAUCACUUCAUCUGAGUGCUCUGAUUCAGGGAUCUACACCAUAGGGGUCAAAACCCUAGUGGACCAGGAAACCUUCAGCGUGGAGGUUAGGGUUACAGAUGAUCCCAAGCCCCCAGGACCAGUAGAACUUGAGGAGAACAUCCCAGGCACUAUGACAGUGAUCUGGGAACCAUCACCUGAUGAGAUGUGUGACGAUCACCUCCACUACUCUGUGUCUAAACGAGACUCCAUCAAAGGCUCAUGGAGCACAGUGGCCCGACAGGCUCUUCAACAUGUUCACCACUUCCGUGUCUAUGCUAAGAAGGACACGGGCAUGUCUGCCCCAUCUGAGUCAUCCACCUGGGGAAGUAAGAGGAAGAACGCUAUUACUAGGCAAGUAAAGCGAUCAAUUGCCAAGUCAUAUAAUCAGCUCAUAUGGAUAGAUUGGCAAUAAUAACAGUAUAAUCAAUAACAGCUAAGUCAUUAAGCUCAACAUUAAGUACUAAUGUGUUAUACCUGUUUAUUAUUAUAUUUAUUUAUUAUUUAUUAUUAUAUGUAUUUAUUACAAACAAUCUAUUAACCCUUUAUAAAAUGCUGCCAUUUCAACGUAUUCAUUACAUGACAUGUGAGAUGAGAGUUUGACCUCUCUGCCCUGCCUCUUCUCAAGGAACAUUUGUGGUGAACAUGCCAGCCUACAAGACCUGUGAUUUGAGGACUGCUCAAUCGUUCCUUCUGCCACUGAGACAGCACACAGCUCCCAAAGGUUACGAAUGCUAUAUGUGCCAUAAAGGGAAAUCCCAAGCCUCGCGUCACCUGACUAUCAUCAAGUAGCAGACACCACAGAUGGUGAUUAAGUAUUUGGUCAGCCAAACACCAAAUACUUAAUCACCAUCUGUGGUGUCUGCUACUUGAUGAUAGUCUGCGGGACCCUAAAGACUCGGGCGAGUACACCAUCCAAAUAGAAAGUGCCCAGGGGAGGGCCGAGUGCUCCACCAAACUCAGUCGGAGAUGAGAACUCAUCUGACCUACUCUGACAAAUGUAUGUAGUACCUUGGUGUGAGUCGGAAUAUCAUUGAAUGUAAUGUCAUUGAAUGUUGCAUGAAAUAGAGUUAUAUUGUUUCUCUCUCUUGCUCACAGAAUGAGAAACAUUGUGUUUUUACAGUGCUUCAGUAUGUAGAGCCAUUAUUAUGUAUCAAGGUGGAAAAUGUAAAGUUUGUUAUAUGGUAAGUUAUAAGUUAUUUCCAAAAAAUGCAUGGCUGUACUGCUUGUAAGACAUGCACUGUGGUUGUUGGGGAUAGUAAGUACAAAUCCGAGAGUUAUUGUUUUUGAUCAUUGUGUUUGAUGUGGAUACUCCACAACCUAAAAGGACAUAAAUCGAGAUGGCAUUGACCCAACCUGGGAGACAGACAGGAGCAGGGGAACAAAUGCUGGUGGUUUCAUGAACAAAACAAACUGGCAAUAGACAAAUAGAGAACACAGAUAUAAAUACACAGGGGAUAAUGGGGAAGAUGGGCUACACCUGGAGGGAGGUGGAGACAAGCACAAAGACAGGUGAAACAGAUCAGGGUGUGACAACUGAAGGUCCCAUGAAAUACUAAAUAUGACUACAGACAAUAACUGAGCUAUGCAGUCCACAGUUGUUGUGAAAGUGUUUAUAGAGCCCCUUCAUAUUUUAGGCUACAUAUUUACUAAUAAUUGGCCUACACAGUCACUACACAGCUGGCUAUUUGGUUCCUUGGAAGUUGUGGUUGUGAUUUUAAUAAUACUGCUAGUUCCUCGACGUACAUAUCACUUACAAAAUGAAAUGGUCCACCCACACAGACAGUGUGGUGGAGAAGGCGCAACAGCGCCUCUUCAACCUCGGGAGGCUGAAGAAAUUUGGCUUGGCACCUAAAACCCUCAGUCUGCACAACGCAUCACUAGGUGCAGUCUACCUACCCUCGAAGACCCCUACAGCACCCAAUUUCCGAGAAAGGCCAAAAAGAUCAUCAAGGACAACAACCACCUGAGCCACUGCCUGUUCACCCCACUAUCAUCCAGAAGUGGAGGUCAGUACAGGUGCAUCAAAGCUGAGACCGAGAGACUGAAAUAUUAGCACAUUAGAGGCU